Macrosiphum euphorbiae (potato aphid) is the source of this 417-nucleotide messenger RNA. Lineage: Eukaryota; Metazoa; Arthropoda; Insecta; Hemiptera; Aphididae. The record is from the annotation of a GenBank genome assembly.
AUGGAAAUUCGAAUUAACGAUUUGUGUCGACGUUUAUUGCUGAAGGAAAAUCAGAUAUUCCUAAAUUUUGAACACGAACCCGUUAGUAAAAAAUUAGUAAGCUAUGUUUUUUCAAUCUUUUAUCGCACUAUAUCCCUUAUCGUCGACUUGUAUUUAGUUUAUCGAUAUCAUGCAACUUUAUGGAGCAAAUUUUCCGCCAUUCCGCUGCUCGUUUUGGCCGAUCGUGCUCUACUCGGUUAUAAAAAUAUAUACGACAUACUAGUAAGUAUCGUUUACGCUCUGACGUCAAAAUUGUUCUGCAAAUCUUCCGACGAUGGAUUCGUGUUUUUCUUGUCCGUUGGUCCGAUGUGCCCCUGCACAAAACCUCAUCAAUCUGGAUACCACGUGAGCCGUACUUUUUUAUACGGUGUUUCAUAA